Messenger RNA from Pecten maximus, 933 nucleotides. RefSeq lists its product as uncharacterized. The record is from RefSeq and is a predicted model, not a curated record. The transcript has a single exon. The coding region runs from base 1 to 933 and encodes 310 amino acids. Lineage: Eukaryota; Metazoa; Mollusca; Bivalvia; Pectinida; Pectinidae.
AUGCCAGGAUUACACCAAAAUCAGGAUUACACCUAUGCCAGGAUUACACCAAUGCCAGGAUCACACCAAUACCAGGAUUACACCAAUGCCAGGAUUACACCAAUGCCAGGAUUACACCUAUGCCAGGAUUACACCAAUGCCAGGAUUACACCAAUACCAGGAUUACACCAAUGCCAGGAUUACACAAAUGCCAGGAUUAUACCAAUGCCAGGAUUACACCAAAUACCAGGAUUACACCAAUGCCAGGAUUACACCAAUGCCAGGAUUACACCAAUGCCAGGAUUACACCUAUGCCAGGAUUACACCAAUGCCAGGAUUACACCAAUACCAGGAUUACACCAAUGCCAGGAUUACACCAAUGCCAGGAUUACACCUAUGCCAGGAUUACACCAAUACCAGGAUUACACAAAUGCCAGGAUUAUACCAAUGCCAGGAUUACACAAAUGCCAGGAUUACACCAAUGCCAGGAUUACACCAAUGCCAGGAUUACACAAAUGCCAGGAUUAUACCAAUGCCAGGAUUACACCAAUGCCAGGAUCACACCAAUGCCAGGAUUACACCAAUGCCAGGAUUACACCAAUGCCAGGAUUAAACAAAUGCCAGUAUUACACCAAUGCCAGGAUUACACCAAUGCCAGGAUUACACCAAUACCAGGUUUACACCAAUGCCAGGAUUACACCAAUGCCAGGAUUACACCAAAUACCAGGAUUACACCUAUGUCAGGAUUACACCAAAUUCAGGAUUACACCAAUGCCAGGAUUACACCAAUGCCAGGAUUACACCAAUACCAGGAUUACACCAAUGCCAGGAUUACACCAAUGUCAGUAUUACACCAAUGCCAGGAUUAAACCAAUGCCAGGAUUACACCAAUGCCAGGAUCACACCAAUGCCAGGAUUACACCAAUGCCAGGAUUACACCAAUGCCAGGAUUAA